CCUCCUGCUAGUGCCGACAGGACGUGGAAAUGCUUGCCCUGUGGAGCCUCCUGCUGGGGGCUUCGGUGAGCUGCGCCUGCACCUCCGCCCUUUACGUUGGCGAUGACUGUGCUGUGAAGGAAAAAAUCCGGUUCGAGAAGCUGCUCUUCGGAUCCAUCAAGUUCACCGCCCACGCGGCCUCCAACGGAAGCGUCUUCACGGCCAAGGUGGCCUGCGACAGCGAGCACUGGUACCACGACACCUUCACCGUCACACACAGUUCCGUCACGCUCCACAGGUUCCACGCAUCCGGCGAGGAGAGCGUGACGUACCCUGCGCCCGAGGUGGAUGAAGGCUGGCUCGAGUUCCACAUCAAAUUCGGCAAAACCUACGAACUGGGUGAUGCUCGAGGCAGCUCAUGGAUCCCCGAAGGCUUUGGUUUGAAGUGCGACGUCGGAAGCAUCGACGUAAGCGAAGGGACGUUCAUGGCCUCCUGCCCUCAGGGAACCCCCAAGUGGGAGGUCGAGGGCGAGAGGUGCGCCCGCGUCCCCGUGCCUGCCUCUGAGGACGAGCGGAAGCUGGACUUGUCGCUGGCGUCGAGGUACUUCUUCAGUCCUGUGUUCUUCCUCGAGGAGGCACAGGUCCAGCUAGGGACGAGUGCAGGAGGAUCUGUGACGGCCUCUGGGGCCAGGCUAUCUCCGCUCCCGCCGUCGACGCAGCGGGUUGUGCUCUCCUUUGUGCCUGACGGAGGCAAUGUGUCUGUCAAGGUGUUGAUGGCAGGUGAGAUGUUGCAUAUGCUGACCCUGAGGAAAGACCCACGAGAAGUGAAGGUGUGUGGAAGAAGAUCGACGAAGUUUAUGCUGGUGCUGAACUUAGAGACUAAGCGAACAAAGAAAGAACCUGCAGGUCCUACCUUCAAGACGAAACAGAUGAUGGAGUAUGUUAUUGGCGGAAUGGGGGCGCUAGUGGUGAUGCUGGUUGCCUGCUUGGCGGUCUCUCUCUUUCGUCGAUCACAUGCUAACCAGCCGGACCCCAGCGUCGAGAGGGAGGAAGAUACAAGAACCCAUCAAGAGGGACUUCAAGAGUCUCCCUCCCCCCCGUGCCCUCCCCCUUCCCAACCACUGUCCGACAUUCCCCUUCCACCUGCUCACACGCCCCUGCCACGCCCUCAUCUUCUCCUGCCACCCCCUGCUGCGUCCCCGGAAGAAGGUCGAGAUACGCAAGGAAUCUAUUACGAGAUGCUGCCCGUGAUGCAUAUGGCGUUGCCACCGCGUUCGUAUGAUACUUCUGAAACGGAUCCGCAAUCACCUACUAAAGAACCAGAAACCGGAGCAGUCUGGAUUCACUCCUGGCAAGUUCCACAAAAGACCAUAUCCUAG
Penaeus indicus is the source of this 1358-nucleotide messenger RNA. RefSeq lists its product as uncharacterized. NCBI's taxonomy places the organism in Eukaryota, Metazoa, Arthropoda, Malacostraca, Decapoda, Penaeidae. The transcript has 6 exons. The record is from RefSeq and is a predicted model, not a curated record. The coding region runs from base 30 to 1358 and encodes 442 amino acids.